Caenorhabditis auriculariae is the source of this 1049-nucleotide messenger RNA. The record is from the annotation of a GenBank genome assembly. Lineage: Eukaryota; Metazoa; Nematoda; Chromadorea; Rhabditida; Rhabditidae.
AUGAGCAUCACUUCACAGGUGGCAGCCCUUCCCCUACGUUGGCUAGUCGUUUCACGAUUUGCCGACCAUUCUUUGCCGACUUUGAUAGCCUUGACCGCCCAUUUCACCCCAGCCAUUCGACUCAUUUCCGAUGGAUUCAUGGAUCCUGCGUAUCUGAGGAAUUUCGUGGAGGUUCGUUUUGAAAGAAAAUUAGAUCUUUACGUGAAACAUUUUUCUCGAAAAUCCGCUCCGAUUGAUUCAAAGGCGCAGCAUUCAACGAGAAAUAAAGGGUCUCGAAGCGAUUAAUUUGGCCCUGCGCCUUCAAAAUAGCUUGCAAGUUGUUUGUGAGCAUUGGGGAUUUUCUUAGCAAAAAAAAUGCUCUUGAUGUUUUUCAAAGGCACAGCGUCUAUUUAUUUUAUUAAAAUCGGCUUAAAACUAAUUUCAUUGGCUCCGCCCUGCUCCUUUAAGAUUUCCACCAUUUUUGAUCAAUUUUGAGCUAAAAUGCAGUGAUAGCUGUAGUUCCGAUGAAUGACUUCUUAGAUACUAGCAUUAGUCCGAAAAAAGGGGCGUGGCUAGCCAAUUAGAGUCGUUUCUCACUGGAGCGCACUUGAUGAGUUGAACAAUGAGGAAUGGACUUUCACUAGAAGUCAAAUUCCUGAAAGCUCAUUUUGCUUUGAGGUCUUCAGAAAUCUAGUUUGUCCAGAUUUUGGAUGUCAAGUCAUAGCUCAAGCUCCGCCCCUAAUUGCGAGAUUAACCAAUCAGAGAGCGAGCUAUCCCCAAAGCGUUUUCUAAUGACGUCACUGUACUUUUCCGCGCUUUUUUUUCUCUGCUCCCUCCUCGUCUCUCGGCGACCAUCUCAUGUUGAUGCACUAUUUUCAUGUUUCUCUGACCUAAGAGGGAACAGAGAGACGCAGACACGCAGAAAACAUCACGUCGUGGCGAAUGGACUAUAUUAAGAAAUGUACGUUUUUUUCCAGAAAUUGAUCGAAAAUGGUUCAUCGGAUCGUCUAGGCGGUAACGAUUUGACGGAACUUGCCCGUUUCUACAAGCAAUUCACCCAAAAAUCUUGA